ACCUAAGAAAAUAUUAAUAACGCAGCAAACGUGAAAAAUAAAAGAAGAGGAGCAGUCUUGCAAGGUGAAACCCACCUCCCACUCUUCAUCUCCUUCUUGCAUACGAGCCGAACCGGCGACACCAGCGGGCAAGUGAGUAGUAACUAUAGACUGCGAGGAGGUGGUGGCGGCACCAGCACAACGUCCGUUUUGCCCCGGCGAUUGACCCUUGAGGGUUUGAGUUCAGAGUCUUCAAUCAAUGGGAAAGGGUGGUGAUGAUGACGAAACCCAGAAGCACAACAACAACAACAAAAAGCGCAAACUAGUUUUCCCUUACGGCAACUACAAGACUUACUACGGCUAUCGACUUGCUCAAGGCAUGGAUGAAGAUCCUCGCUUGAAAGUGUUGAGGAAAGAGUGGUUUCAAGGCAAAGACUGUCUUGAUAUUGGCUGCAACAAUGGGUUAAUCACCAUCCAGAUUGCUCACAAGUUUCACUGCCGGACCAUUCUUGGAAUUGACAUUGACUCUGAUCGAGUUCAGGAUGCAUAUUGGAAUCUGAGAAAAACAGCUAGAUCCAAAUCUGCCCCUGCGAAAGCCUCCAAACUUGAGGACAAGGACCAUUCAGAGAACAAUGUUGCGGUGGUGUCUAAUGCCGAUACAGAUGAGACUUCAAAAGAACCAUCUUCUUCGGAGCAAAUUGAUCUGAUGGAUAUAGUUUCAUUUAAACGAGAGAAUUUUGUUCAGAGUUGGCACCCACCCGGAAAGCACUAUGAUACAAUUCUUUGUUUGAGUGUCUCAAAAUGGAUACAUCUAAAUUGGGGGGAUGACGGUUUAAUUACAUUAUUUUCAGAGACUUGGAAGCUGCUCAAACCUGGUGGCAUUUUUGUGUUGGAACCUCAGCCAUGGAAUUCAUAUGUAAGCAAUCGUGAUGUCUCUGAGACCACCAUUGCCAACUUCGGCAAUAUUAUGUUUCGUCCAGAACAGUUUCAGGAAAUACUGCUAGAUAAGAUUGGAUUUAGAACAGUAGAAGAUAUCACUUCAGGGUUGACUGGUACCAAGGCUGGUUUCAAUAGGCCAAUUUUGGUUUUUCAGAAAUGAUACAUGUAGUAAGUCAGCUGCAGAGUCAAAGUUAUUUAAUAUGGAGUCAUUCUUCCCCAUAGAGAAGCGUCUGUUACAUUUUUUGAAGUCGGUAAUGGUUACUUGCGAUGAAGCUAAUGUUCAUAUGUGUAUGUUUUUGUCCAUUGUGAAUGAUGGCAGUGAAGCAAAUUUUUUGUUGAUAGGGGCUUGAAUGUAGAGAAUGGAAAUACAAACUUGUAUGUCUUUUGUGUA
Messenger RNA from Lotus japonicus, 1309 nucleotides. Its product is annotated as probable RNA methyltransferase At5g51130. The coding region runs from base 239 to 1078 and encodes 279 amino acids. NCBI's taxonomy places the organism in Eukaryota, Viridiplantae, Streptophyta, Magnoliopsida, Fabales, Fabaceae. Gene Ontology annotation, molecular function: O-methyltransferase activity; snRNA binding; RNA methyltransferase activity. Gene Ontology annotation, biological process: snRNA modification. The record is from RefSeq and is a predicted model, not a curated record. The transcript is spliced from 6 exons.